GAAGAAGAGGAAUAUCGCCAUCGGGACUUCGCUAGAAUCCCCGCUCGAGCUUUCUUCGCUUUCCUUUCGGUGUUGUCGACUAGCUCCGGCGUCCCUUGUCACCGUCUUCUCACUCGUAGCUCCGUGCAACUGUCAAGAUGCCCCCGCGAGGACGAGGCCGAGGUGGCAGUCGUGGUGGUGGUGGCCACAAGGGACAGCGGCGCCACUUCACCAACCUGGAAGAGCUUGAGAGGGAGAAGGAGAAGGAGGAGAGGAAUCGCCAGUGGAGGGCACAGCGUGGUGAAGGCAAUGACGACGAAAGUGGCUCGGGCAAGAGCAGCAGCAGCAGCUCCGAGGAGGAGAGCUCAAGUGACGAGUCUGGCGAGGAGGGCGGAGGUGGCGAGGAGCAGGCCAAGGCCAAGGGUGUGGAGCACCUGAUUGAGGUGCAGAACCCGAACCGGGUCGAGAAGAAGCCCAAGAAGGUGGCCGAGCUGAACGAGAUAGUGGAAGAGGCACCACAGCUCUCGCGGAGGGAGCGGGAGGAACUGGAGAAGCAGCGUGCCAAGCAGCACUACCAGAAGAUGCAUGCAGCGGGCAAGACUGAGGAGGCCCGGGCUGACCUCGCUCGCCUCGCCCUCAUCCGCAAGCAGCGUGAGGAGCAGGCGCGGAAAAAGGAAGAAGAGCUCAAAGCGAAAGAGGCGGAGCGGAAGGCCAAGGCGGAAAGCAUCAACAAAGCGCUAGGGAAGAAGACGUGACCACAGCCGCAACUGUUAUUCUCAAAACUCGCCCUCUUUUUUUAAAAAAUAUUUUCUGGUGUUAUGAAAGAUGCUUUUUUGCCAUCCCAUCCGUGUAUGUCGUUCUCAGUUUCUUACUGUUGUGAACCUCUCCUGAAAAUGAGUUCCAGAGUCAAAACACUGCAUUUGAGUUUGUUUUGAUGAAAGUGCUCAUAACUCAAGUAAGCUUGAGACAGCUUAACGUGUCAUUGGCCAGAUUGCACAUGUUAAAUCUAGAUUUGGCAUGGCUCGAAAACGGCUCAUAGUGUGAGCCUUGAACUCACUUGUAUUUGGAAGGAAUGUAUCCAAAAGAUGAUAUUGUAACAGCAUCGAAAGUGGAUUUUUGAUUUGGCUUUGGAUUUUGAGAUUUCAGGGACAAAUUCUGUAAAUUUGCCCACAAUAAAAGAGUGAUUCCGCUGUUAUGCCAUCGUGA
Rhipicephalus sanguineus (brown dog tick) is the source of this 1185-nucleotide messenger RNA. RefSeq names its product 28 kDa heat- and acid-stable phosphoprotein. Gene Ontology annotation, cellular component: cytosol. The transcript is spliced from 6 exons. Gene Ontology annotation, molecular function: RNA binding. NCBI's taxonomy places the organism in Eukaryota, Metazoa, Arthropoda, Arachnida, Ixodida, Ixodidae. The record is from RefSeq and is a predicted model, not a curated record. The coding region runs from base 138 to 734 and encodes 198 amino acids.